Molecule: messenger RNA, 858 nt
Organism: Rhodamnia argentea
Lineage: Eukaryota; Viridiplantae; Streptophyta; Magnoliopsida; Myrtales; Myrtaceae
Product: NAC domain-containing protein 19-like
Exons: 2
Coding region: 1-858 (285 amino acids)
Biological process (GO): regulation of DNA-templated transcription
Molecular function (GO): DNA binding
Source: RefSeq, a predicted model, not a curated record
AUGGCGGAUGCGCUUCCCAUCGGAUAUCGAUUUUGUCCGUCCGAGGAACAACUCUUCUAUUGCCUAGCGCGCAGGGUGAGAGGGGAUUCGGUGUUUCCCGAAUUCAUCCGCGAGUUCGACGUGUAUGAGAAGGAGCCGUGGGAAUUCUACGACGAGAACGCGGAGAAAAGCUUGUACGUCUUCACCAAGCUUAAGAUGAAGAAGUCUAGAGUGGAAAGAACGGCGGGUUUGGGAUGCUGGAAGGGGGUGAAAACCACCGACAUCAAAAAUUGCCAUGGCGAUGUCCUUGGUCACAAGAGACACUUCAACUUUAAAGUGAAAGAUAGCUCCUCUUCCGAUAGCCAAAACACCGGCAAAGGAUCUUGGAUUAUGCACGAGUACUCCAUGCCAAACCAAGAAAUUGUUCUGUGCAAAAUCAUAUUUAAAAAGGAAAAAAGCGAUGGAAAACAAGGUAAGACGCUAGUUAUCGGCAUGCCGAUCAAAAUCGGAGAAAAUCGUGGACUUAAGAAUUCUUCCCACUUCAUCAACAAAAUCGAUGCGCCUCACCAAGACAUUGGCAUGGAACCGUCGAAGACGAUGUGUCUCGGUCCUCACGUUAAGCGGCAACGAUUGUAUUGCACGGGUUCAAAGGAGGACGUCUUGGCUUUGGCAUCUCGCCCGUGCUUAGCAAUCUCUACACAUACCAUGCCGGGUGCUAAGGAUUCCGUCGGCGGAGGAAGAAGGCCAAUGGAGCAAACCUUCACGGACAAUGCAACAUCCAACGGAAUUGCAAAUUUACUUGCAUCCACAAUCAUGGAAGAGGAUACCGAUGAUGGUGAUGGCUGUCAAUGGAUACUUAAAGCCAUUAGUUUUGAUUAG